AUGCUUUUAUCUCUCUUCAAUAGUCUUACGAGACCGGAUGUGAUGAAGUGGUAUGCGAAAACUCGAUUUUACCAUAUCGUCAAUCUCACAGCAUGGCAAAUAAAUCCAUGCACAAAGACAUACAACUCAAUUCAUCCCCAAUAUCGGCCCACCGCAUUGCAGUUGCAGACCCCAUAUCCCAGCGUCAUUGAUUGGAUACCAUUUCCUUCAAUUCGUGACCGUCUCAUUCAACUUCAUUCAGCCAACCCGCAGAUCGACCAAAUAUUUUGCGAUACUGUGAGCAGUUAUGUGGUUGAGACUUGGAUGUCUGAGCUGAUCAUCGGAGCUCCUACAAUAAAAGCCUACAUCCGCGUUACAGACAUCAUUGCGAACUUCGAUUCGAAGGUAGAAGAAGACCCUGCCAUCUUAGAGGCCGCUCUUCCUGCACCUGAUGUUGCAACCAUUUUUACAUCCCCUGUGUGUUCUAGGGCUGUUUUCAACAAACUUAACAUGGCUUGCGGUGUGUCUAUCUAUAAGAUCGACCCAUCAUUCUUUGGAAGUUACCCGGAGCUCUACGAUCAUAACUUCGACAUUGCAGCCCAGGGGAUUCCCUUAAGACCAGAUGUCCAGUGCCGCCUGACUUGUCCGAAGCCGCUUGAUACACAGACAUUCCAGACGUACCGUAACUUUGUUGAUUUCUCAUACGACUCGCCUAUUUGGAAAACUUGGAUCACGGGUUGA
Penicillium cosmopolitanum is the source of this 720-nucleotide messenger RNA. RefSeq lists its product as uncharacterized. Lineage: Eukaryota; Fungi; Ascomycota; Eurotiomycetes; Eurotiales; Aspergillaceae. The transcript has a single exon. The coding region runs from base 1 to 720 and encodes 239 amino acids. The record is from RefSeq and is a predicted model, not a curated record.